Messenger RNA from Rosa rugosa (rugosa rose), 1082 nucleotides. RefSeq lists its product as uncharacterized. Gene Ontology annotation, biological process: protein retention in ER lumen. The record is from RefSeq and is a predicted model, not a curated record. The coding region runs from base 119 to 937 and encodes 272 amino acids. Gene Ontology annotation, cellular component: membrane. Lineage: Eukaryota; Viridiplantae; Streptophyta; Magnoliopsida; Rosales; Rosaceae. Gene Ontology annotation, molecular function: ER lumen protein retrieval receptor activity. The transcript is spliced from 6 exons.
UCAUAAAGAGAGGUUCCCUUCUUCAUAAAUUUUUUCCCUCACUUUCUUCGCCGAAUCCACACUUUUCCGGCGAAACCAGAAACCCGAAAACCAUAAAAUUCCGACGAAUUUCAACCCCAUGAGGGCCCCGAAGACGCCGAUCAACACCGUAUCGACAUGGGUCCGGCGCCAACCGCCGAAAGUGAAGGGCUUUCUGGCCGUGGUGACCGGCAUGGCGACUCUGGUUCUGCUCCGAUUCGUCGUUCACGAUCACGAUAACCUCUUCGUCGCAGCUGAGGCUGUGCACUCCGGCGGAAUCUCCGUCCUCAUCUAUAAGCUCAUGAAGGAGAAGACUUGCGCCGGGCUAUCACUCAAAUCGCAGGAACUUACAGCUAUGUUUUUAGCUGUGAGAUUGUACUGCAGUGUGGUUAUGGAAUAUGACAUACACACCCUGCUUGAUUUAGCUACUCUGGUGACCACCCUCUGGGUUAUUUAUAUGAUCCGCUUUAACUUGAAGUCUAGUUACAUGGAGGACAAAGACAACUUUGCAAUAUACUAUGUGGUUGCACCAUGUGCUCUACUAGCUUUAUUUAUACAUCCGUCAACUUCUCAUCAUUUAUUGAACAGGAUUUCCUGGGCCUUUUGUGUAUAUCUAGAAGCUGUUUCAGUACUGCCCCAGUUGAGGGUCAUGCAGAAUACAAAGAUUGUUGAGCCAUUCACAGCUCAUUACGUGUUUGCACUUGGUGUUGCAAGGUUCCUGAGCUGUGCCCAUUGGGUUCUCCAGGUAUUAGAUACUCGCGGACAUUUGCUGGUGGCCUUGGGGUAUGGUUUGUGGCCUUCUAUGGUUCUUAUUUCGGAAAUUGUCCAAACUUUCAUAUUAGCAGACUUCUGUUACUACUAUGUCAAAAGUGUUUUCGGAGGGCAGCUUGUUCUUCGUCUCCCUUCUGGAGUUGUAUGAUUUCAAUCUGCUUCUGCUGUGGUCUACGAGCACAAUGCGGUCAACACUUAACUUAGCUAGCAUGUUGUUCAUCCUUUUUUAAGUUCCCCGUUUUGCUCUCCACAAGUUUCUAGUUCUCUCUUUCUAUGAAAAAAAAUUCAUGACU